Messenger RNA from Nelumbo nucifera (sacred lotus), 1857 nucleotides. The record is from RefSeq and is a predicted model, not a curated record. NCBI's taxonomy places the organism in Eukaryota, Viridiplantae, Streptophyta, Magnoliopsida, Proteales, Nelumbonaceae.
UUCCUUAUGCUUAUAUAAAAGUCUCAUUUCCAACCUCAAAAGGUAUGCAUAAUUUAGUUCUCGUAGCUCUCUAGCUUUUUCAUUUUUAGUUCUCUUAAAAAUCGCUAAUUUGUUGACUUAAGUAUCAGAAUGCCCACCCUAGAUAAAACAACCCAAACACUCUGACACUAUCUCUUAACAAGCCACCCUAGUAGACUAUAUGACUCAUCAUUAUUUAGUUCGACAUUAUUCAACUAAGCAUCCGAAUCACCUUCUAGCUCAGAAUUGUCCAAUUCGACAUCCGUGUCAUCUACUAGCAAGGAGCUGCCAUAUAUAUAUGAAUGUGUAUAGUCAAGCUGAACUUGGUUGAGACAAGAUUGGUCUAGGUUUGGGCUACCUUAGGGCAAGACCUAGGUCUAACUCGAAAAACAAAAAACCAACUUCUUGGAUUCGAGCCUCUUAACAUGAUGAUAAAAAAUCCAAGCCCACCCAUCUAAAAUUUGGGGUUGGGUAAGUUCAAGCUUAGGUUUGACCUGCUCAAGUUUCACCCAUGGAAGACGAACUAAAUAACGAAUUUUCACCUGCACCCCACAAGUGCCCCACAACACAUCCUAACCGUGUAUGAGAACAUUUCCCGUACUUGCUAUUGGGAGAUUCUUUCAAUACAAAGUUGGGAUGUACUGUGGACACGUGGGGCACCCUCUAUUAGGGCUGUCAAUGGAUUAGUUGUGGGUCGGAACUUGCCAGAUGAAUUCGGCUUCAGUCCAAGCACCUCCAGUCAAGACACCAUUCACACAUUGGGAAGACGCGUCACGCAUCUCCGAAUCGUGUGAAGGGCUAAAGCAUGCGAGAGUUCACAACCAUCCGCCCUCCUCUCCUCUCGCGUACAAGACAUCUCUCCUCCUUCACUCUCUCCCCCAUCCAUCCAGCGACGACAUUACAAUUAUCACCGCCGGCGAUAAAUAAUCAUCACCGGCGGAGGAACUAUCCUAGCUUCAGCGAUUUCAGACCUGGGCAUCUCGAAUUCAGCACCUCCAACGCAGGCCCCGCAUCCAUGACAUUGCGGCAAAUGUCAAGGGUCAAUUCUUCAAGCAAGGGAAGGACGGCAAAGAACUCCUCAAGAGCUGUUCGACUGAUUCUCGCAUCUUCUGCGGUGAACCCAUCAUCGUCUGGGUCGGGACGGGCACUGGAAAGGGAGGAGGGUGAGGCGGGGGCAGUGAGAUGUAAGAGCCAGCAAGGCUUCGUCCCGACGAAAUCCAUGAACCUGAGAUCGAAGACACAGGCGGCGAGGAGGUGGGUGAGGUUGGGACAGGCGCGGGUGAUGGCAAGAAGUUCUUGCAAAAUGAACCCCUCGGAGGAGAUGGUGAGAAGAUUGAGGCGGGAGAAGGAAGCGGCGACAAGAAGCCCUAAUUAGUCUCGAUUUAUUCCUAUCUCAAACUCCAUUCUCAAUCACCGGAACUCAUCGUCAACAUCACCGGCGGUCACUUGUUUUUGUUCUCGUGCACUUUGCUGCAGUUAAAACGGCCAAACUAGCGCCUCAAAGCAUCCCCGCCGCCACUGAAUUUGGAGAGGAGUCAAGGGGCGAUUGGCCCCAUGGCGAAAGCAGGGAAAGGUCGAGGUGGGUGACAGCCCUGAAGCUGGUGGGAAUGAGGAAGAGGUCGUGAACCCUUGACUCACAGGGUGAUGGAGGUGCGCGACGACCGCUCCAGAAAUAACCAUUUCCGGAAUACCAGCGACAUGGCGUUUCGGGUCCGAGUGUCGAUCACCAGGGCGAAGAUGUUGGACAGUAUCACGUCCGGCAAGUCAUGGAAGCGGAUGUUUCCGGCGGCCAUUUUCAGGUGGAUUCUCGACGACGAUGUCGAGAUCAGGCACACAUUA